Messenger RNA from Camelus dromedarius (Arabian camel), 2955 nucleotides. It is a transcript of the gene ALDH1L1, whose product is annotated as aldehyde dehydrogenase 1 family member L1. Lineage: Eukaryota; Metazoa; Chordata; Mammalia; Artiodactyla; Camelidae. Gene Ontology annotation, molecular function: formyltetrahydrofolate dehydrogenase activity; aldehyde dehydrogenase (NAD+) activity. Gene Ontology annotation, cellular component: cytoplasm. The transcript has 23 exons. Gene Ontology annotation, biological process: one-carbon metabolic process; 10-formyltetrahydrofolate catabolic process; biosynthetic process. The record is from RefSeq and is a predicted model, not a curated record. The coding region runs from base 85 to 2793 and encodes 902 amino acids.
CCCUGAACGGACUCAGAAGCCCGCUCUGGCCCUGCCGCCUGCGCCUCCUCUCGUGCGUGGUAUUCCUGACCCAGCGCCGCUGUCAUGAAGAUCGCAGUGAUCGGACAGAGCCUGUUCGGCCAGGAAGUAUACUCUCACCUGAGGGAGGAGGGUCAUGAGGUCGUGGGCGUGUUCACUGUGCCAGACAAGGACGGAAAGGCGGACCCCCUGGGCCUGAAGGCGGAGAAGGAUGGAGUGCCCGUGUUCAAGUUCCCCCGCUGGCGGGCCAAGGGCCAGGUUCUGCCCGAUGUGGUGGCGAAGUACCAAGCUCUGGGUGCCGAGCUCAACGUCCUGCCCUUCUGUAGCCAGUUCAUCCCCAUGGAGAUCAUUGGGGCUCCCCGCCACGGCUCCAUCAUCUACCACCCGAGUCUGCUCCCCCGGCACCGAGGGGCCUCGGCCAUCCACUGGACCCUCAUUCAUGGAGACAAGAAAGGGGGGUUUACCAUCUUCUGGGCGGACGAUGGUCUGGACACUGGGGACCUUUUGCUCCAGAAGGAGUGUGAGAUCCUCCCGGACGACACCGUGACUACCCUGUACAACCGCUUCCUCUUCCCCGAAGGCGUCAAGGGGAUGGUUCAGGCCGUGAGGCUCAUUGCUGAGGGCAAAGCCCCCAGACUCCCUCAGCCUGAGGACGGAGCCACCUAUGAGGGGAUUCAGAAGAAGGAGACAGCCAGGAUCAACUGGGACCAGCCAGCAGAGGCCAUACAUAACUGGAUCCGUGGGAACGACAAGGUGCCGGGCGCCUGGACGGAGGCCGGUGGGCAGAAGCUGACAUUUUUCAACUCAACGCUGAACACUGCAGGCCUGGUGCCGGAGGGAGAAGAUUUGCCCAUCCCGGGAGCUCGUCGUCCAGGGGUAGUCACCAAAGCGGGACUCAUCCUCUUCGGGAACGAUGACCAAAUGCUGCUGGUGAAGAACGUCCAGCUGGAGGACGGCAGGAUGAUCCCAGCCUCACACUUCUUCAAGGGGGCAGACAGCAGCGCCCUGGAGCUGACGGAGGAGGAGCUGGUCACUGCGGAGGCCGUGCGGGGUGCCUGGAAACGCAUUCUCCCAAGCAUCCUGGAGGUGGAAGAUUCCACUGAUUUCUUCAAGUCGGGGGCCGCGUCGGUGGACGUUGUGAGGCUGGUUGAGGAAGUGAAGGAGCUGUGUGAUGGCCUGGAACUGGAAAACGAAGACGUUUACAUGGCAACCACCUUCGGGGACUUCAUCCAGCUGCUGGUGCGGAAGCUGCGGGGGGACGACAAGGAGGGCGAAUGUGUCAUCGACUACGUGGAAAAGGCAGUGAACAAGCUGACCCUCCGAAUGCCGCACCAGCUCUUCAUUGGGGGCGCAUUUGUGGACGCCGAGGGCGCCAAGACCUAUGAGACCAUCAACCCGACAGAUGGAAGUGUCAUCUGCCAGGUGUCCCUGGCCCAGGUCAGCGACGUGGACAAGGCAGUGGCCGCUGCAAAGGAUGCCUUUGAGAACGGACUGUGGGGGAAGAUCAGCGCGCGGGACCGGGGCCGCCUCCUGUACCGGCUGGCGGAGCUCAUGGAGCAGCACCAGGAGGAGCUGGCCACCAUCGAGGCCCUGGAUGCAGGCGCUGUCUACACGCUGGCCCUGAAGACCCACGUGGGCAUGUCCAUCCAGACCUUCCGCUACUUUGCUGGCUGGUGUGACAAGAUCCAGGGCUCCACCAUCCCCAUCAACCAGGCCAGACCCAACCGGAACCUGACCCUGACCAAGAGGGAGCCCAUCGGGGUCUGUGGCAUCGUCAUCCCUUGGAACUACCCCCUGAUGAUGCUCUCCUGGAAGACCGCCGCCUGCCUGGCCGCUGGGAACACCGUAGUCAUCAAGCCGGCCCAGGUGACCCCACUCACAGCCUUGAAGUUUGCAGAGCUGACCUUGAAGGCUGGCAUCCCCAAGGGCGUAAUCAACAUCCUGCCAGGAUCUGGCUCCCUGGUCGGCCAGCGACUCUCGGACCAUCCCGAUGUGCGGAAAAUCGGGUUCACGGGCUCCACGGAGGUGGGAAAGCACAUCAUGAAAAGCUGUGCCAUGAGCAACGUGAAGAAGGUCUCCCUGGAGCUGGGCGGGAAGUCGCCCCUCAUCAUCUUUGCGGACUGUGACCUCAGCAAGGCCGUGCAGAUGGGAAUGAGCUCUGUCUUCUUCAACAAAGGCGAGAACUGCAUUGCGGCCGGCCGGCUCUUCGUAGAGGACUCGAUUCACGACCAGUUUGUGCAGAAGGUGGUAGAAGAGGUGAGGAAGAUGAAGAUCGGUGACCCCCUGGACCGGGGCACCAACCACGGGCCGCAGAACCACCAGGCCCACCUCCGGAAGCUGCUGGAGUACUGCCAGCGCGGCGUGGAGGAAGGGGCCACGCUGGUCUGUGGAGGGAACCAGGUCCCCCGGCCAGGCUUCUUCUUCGAGCCGACGGUGUUCACGGACGUGCAGGACCACAUGUUCAUUGCCCGCGAGGAGUCCUUCGGGCCCGUCAUGGUCAUCUCCCGCUUCGCCAACGGCGACGUGGACACUGUGCUGACUCGGGCCAAUGCAACGGAAUUUGGCCUGGCCUCUGGCGUCUUCACCAGGGACGUCAGCAAGGCCCUGUAUGUCAGCGACAAGCUGGAGGCAGGCACCGUGUUCAUCAACACGUACAAUAAGACCGACGUGGCCGCUCCCUUUGGGGGUUUCAAGCAGUCCGGAUUCGGCAAAGACCUGGGAGAAGCCGCCCUGUCUGAGUACCUGCGGGUCAAGACGGUCACUCUCGAGUACUGAAGAACGCCUCCCAGGCUGUGGGCCUGCCCCUCCCCAGGGCACAGCCCUUCCCCCUGGACGAGGAGGAAGCCUCUUGCCUGCACCCUGUCCCUGUCCGGGACCCCACCCUGUCUGGUCAGAGCCACCUACCUUCGGCUGGGUCAGAAUAAAGGUUUGAACAAA